AUGCAGCAGCCGCAACCCAGCUGCAAGUUCGAGGAGGAAGCGAAGAUGACGGGCGAUCCGCUCCUCGUCCUGGACGCCCUCGUUCAGGUGUUCCCGCAGGUUAACUUGUCAACCCUCAUAGAAGUUUCAAUUUCAUUCAAAGGCGACCUUGAAGCCGCCGCGGGAUAUGUCGUCCACAACGUGCUACCAAAUAUUGGCCCGGAUGACAUUAACGCAGAUAUGAAUGAAGAAAUUCUUGAAGUAUCUGCUGACACAAACAGCCAUCUGUUGGCUGCAUCCGUUGUUAACGGCACCCUUUCAGAACCCAGUCAGUUCGAUGUCGCAGCCAAAGAGGAUUCAGCUGGAACUCAGGAUAGUCCCAUGGGAGAGCAUUUGACGCAAUCGCCUUCUGCAGGAUUAGCAUCUGAUCUGGCCGUUCUACCGCAAGAAAGCAAUUCCCCUGUGAUUGCUGGCACGCAGAACUCUGUUACUGAGCAUGAAAACCAGCAAGAAGUAAUGCAUUCUUCUAACCACCAUACGUGUGGUCAUGGUGAUGAACAAGUACAAUGCUCAUCUUCCGAGACAAACCAGGGCAUGCCAGUUUCUGAAGAUAACUUGGCGCUACAUGAUGAUGGUUCACAUGAUAGGAACAUGGGAUCAAACUAUUCUAUUUGCCCCGAAUCCAUUGACCAUAUUAUCUCUGCUGAAAAUUACAAUAAGAAUGCAUUGCUGUCAAAUGUGGCAGCGAUAAGUGAAAUGCUAGAGGAGGUUGAGCUUAGUGAAGCAGAAACAAAAAAUGUUGUAACUGAAGCAAGCCAAGCUGGAAAUGAUAUUCUCGUAGAGGCGGCGAAGCUGAAAGAAAUGUCCACCUCUGUAGUGGAAGAGAACAACAAGGUUGCAGCAGAGGUUUUUGCUGAGAAAUCUGUUCUAGCAGCAGAAGCGCAGGGGCUGCAGUCUAGGUUGUCCGUCAUUUCUGACGAACGAAACCACUUCGUGACGAUCAUCGAUGAGAUGCAUGAAACUCUUCAAAGAAGACGUGAAUUAGCACAAGCAGACAGAGCAGCCGCUGAGAGGGAAAUGGUUGAAAGGGAGACAACAGCUAAAGAAAUGCUGAAAGAGCAGGAAGUCCUACUAGAAGCUGCCAAGGAAGAGUCUAAAAGGCUGGAGCAACAAGCACAGGAGAAUGCAAAGCUGAGGGAGCUACUGACGGACAGAGGCCAUGUUGUUGAUGCAUUGCAUGGUGAAAUGCUAGGGAUCUUCGACAACAUUGCACAGCUCCAGUACAGAGUUGAUAUGGGGCAACUAGCUUCGUCGACCAUGUCCAGCUCAGUCGAGUCAGCAGCUAACAAAUUUUCGCCUGAAGAACCGCUGCAUUUCUCUGCACCGAGUUUGCCCAGCCCAGUCAAUUCAGCACCUUCGAGACUAAUUUAUGCUGAUGAACCGCCGGAACUUGCUCCAUCGAGCUUAGCAGGCUCAGUUCCAUCGGCGCCCUGCAAACUAGUUUCUGUUGGUGAACCACUGCAACUAGCUUCACCGAACUUGUCCAGCUCCGUCAAAUCGGCAACUUCUGAGAGCAGCUGGUCUUCUGCUACAGAGUCAACUUCAAGUUAUAAUGGUGACGAGGAGAUCGCUGUUGCUUCUCCCCAUGACAAGUUUGCUCUGGAUGACAGCUGGGAUGUGGUUGAAGAAGAGGAACAAUGCAUCUGCUAAACUUCUCAACAUGAUUCUUAUGUUGUCCUAAUCAUUGAUUCAUUGGUUUCAGCAAGAGGAAUCAGAAGUUGUCUUUAGGG
Lolium rigidum is the source of this 1769-nucleotide messenger RNA. RefSeq lists its product as uncharacterized. Lineage: Eukaryota; Viridiplantae; Streptophyta; Magnoliopsida; Poales; Poaceae. The transcript has 9 exons. Bases 1 to 1689 code for a protein of 562 amino acids. The record is from RefSeq and is a predicted model, not a curated record.